Racocetra fulgida is the source of this 290-nucleotide messenger RNA. The record is from the annotation of a GenBank genome assembly. NCBI's taxonomy places the organism in Eukaryota, Fungi, Glomeromycota, Glomeromycetes, Diversisporales, Gigasporaceae.
AGGCUUUUCAUGAAAAAAAGACUUUGAAUAUUUGGAACGUAAAACGGGAAAAUGCGAUAGAUAUAGAAAACCUUACAACCAUGAUUUAUGAAACUCUUAUUAGUAUGGAUAAUACCGAUGAAAGCUUAGAAAAUGAUUACGGAUUUUAUUUUGAAUCAAUAACCAAUUUGAAAAUUGAGAAAGACCAGCACGAACAAUACCUUGCAAAUAGAAUUGCCAAACUUGUUGAACAAGGAGAUGGUUAUAAUUAUGCAUCUCGUGUCAAACAAUUUCACAAAAAACAAAAAUAA